This is a messenger RNA of Tigriopus californicus, 795 nucleotides long. RefSeq lists its product as uncharacterized. The transcript has 5 exons. Lineage: Eukaryota; Metazoa; Arthropoda; Copepoda; Harpacticoida; Harpacticidae. The coding region runs from base 228 to 695 and encodes 155 amino acids. The record is from RefSeq and is a predicted model, not a curated record.
AAUCCGCUUAAAUAACCCAAUCGAAUGUGUCAAGCCGAAAAUCUCGAAUCGAAAUCGUCAAAUAUCCCAAUAACGGUGCCAAAGAAAUCAUUCUACCUUGGGUAAUAGUCAUCUUGGAGACAGAAGAAGAACAUGAUCUUGGAUAUGCUUGAUCGCACACCUCAUAAGUAUGAUGCAUUCAUGAAUGUCCUUCCAAUCCCAAGUUCAUUUCUACACCAAGCCUCAUCAUGAUCAAAUGGAUGCUAAUACGAUUACUGUUUGUGGGAACAGCUCUGGCGAACACAUCUGCUGAGGGCCACAGGCAGCCUCGUUUCUUAUUCAGGACAACCAUCACAACCACGUCCACUUCCAUCGUGUCCACGUCCACCGCCUGCUACACGACCACCGCCUCGUUAUCCACGCUCUGCGCCCGACGGAAAAAGCGGGCUUUUCGAAUCAGUCAAGAACCUUUGGAACACAUUGCUAAUGUCCGGAUGAUUGAACCUAGUGCCACCAUUGCGAUCCCGGCUUCAAGCGCCGCAGGUUCGGGCGAGUUGGUUUCGUCCAAAAGCUCCGAUCGCGAUGCCAGAUUCCUUCAGUUCUAUUAUACCACGUCUACCAUCACGUCAACUGUGACCAGCACCACCGUGACCAGCACCACAUCAUUCACUUUAUUGAAUUGUUUGCCCAGUAGCUUUGUGUACUCACCUUGUUGAUACGCCCAAAGUCUUUUGUUAUGAAUGACCCCUGUUUGUGAAGCCAUGAUGACUUGAGAGCCCUUUGCUAUGUGCCAAUAAAACUUGUCAAACAAGCAAA